AUGGGGAGCGAGGACGUUAUUGAUCCUAAAUAUCGCAAAGCAGGCAAGCUUGAUCCUAAGCAAUUUGCGACCAGCUUCCACCUGUCCGCCUUCAGAAUCCUCGAUAAUGUAGAGCAGAUCCUUCUCCCAAAUUUUGAAAAAGCCGAUCGGAGGCCUAUACCCUUGCGGAAGUUGAAGGCUCAGUUGUACAAAUUGAAUGUAUACUCUGGUCCGUCUGGGCUUUUCAAGAAGCAUGUCGACACACCCCGAUUUGACACUCAAAUUGGGUCGCUCGUUGUUUGUUUUCCAUCGCCAUUUCAAGGUGGUAUUCUGAUCGUUCGACACCAGGGUAAAGAAGUCGACAUCGAUUGGAGUCAGAAGAGCAAAACUACGAUUCAGUGGGCUGCGUUCUAUAGCAACUAUCAAAACUAUCACAGAAGGGAACGCAUCACUUUGACAUAUAAUUUUUAUGUGACUACCCCGAUAGGAGGGUCUAUUCCACCAAAGUCAAUUGUUAACCCCAAGAGCUUGUCUCUACAUGGGUUCUUAAGAAGCAUUUUCAUGGAUCCCAAGUUUAUAAGAAUAGGUGGUGUUCUUGGUAUCUAUUGCUCUCAUUCAUAUCCGCAUACAUCUCCCGAGGUUAAGAGACUACUGCCGAACACGCUUAAGGUCGCUGAUCUUAAGCUUUACUCUGUUCUGAAAGAUCUAGGGGUGCAUGUCGAGAUUAGUCCUGUGAUGGACAGCGAAAGCAGAUAUUUUAUACUUUCCAUGAGAAUGACAGUGAUUAUCUGA
This is a messenger RNA of Penicillium soppii, 771 nucleotides long. RefSeq names its product Oxoglutarate/iron-dependent dioxygenase. Bases 1 to 771 code for a protein of 256 amino acids. NCBI's taxonomy places the organism in Eukaryota, Fungi, Ascomycota, Eurotiomycetes, Eurotiales, Aspergillaceae. The transcript is spliced from 4 exons. The record is from RefSeq and is a predicted model, not a curated record.